CCAUGUGGGGUACCUCGACGGAGCUCGUACCCGAGCGAGGGAGGAGGGGCGCGCCCUGGCUACGUGCGCUAACGCCAAAGGCGUGCACGCGCCGCGAGGGAUACACUUUAAUAGAUUGUAUUAGGCUCGUACCAUGGUAGCUUCCACGUCUCCUUAAACGGUACUGAUCGAAGCAUGUGAGCAGCAAGCGGAACGAGCGAGCACCGGCAGGCGGACAGAUGGCAGCCGCUUCGGAGAACGAACCGGCGGCCGAGGACAAGAUAGGAGUUUUCCUAAAGCAGAAGACUCACGAAGCCAGUGACUGCUCCCUCGGGAAAACUCUAUCGGACGAGCCGCAUGUCCUCCGCCUGGCCAGGUACUCGGAGGAAGCCGCCCUCAAUAGCGGCGAGGGGGACCCUGGUGCCAUGAAUAAAGCGCACGGUAAAGCCGCCGCUAAGGAGCACCGGAGGACCAGUUCCCAUAAACUAGUAGUGCAAUAUAUAGUGCCGUGUAUGAAGUCUUACGGCUUGUGCAUCGUGGACAGCUUCCUCGGCAGUAAAAUCGGGGACAGGAUUUUGAACGAAGUUGUCACUCUGCACCAAUGUGGCAAGUUUCGGGCCGGGGAGUUAGUCAGCAAAAAGUCGGACCAAAGCAAGUCGAUCCGAGGGGAUGAGAUCCUCUGGGUUGAGGGCAACGAGCCCGGCUGUGAAAGUAUCGGCUACCUCCUCUCCAAAAUGGACAAACUCAUCCUGUACUCCGACGGCAUGUUGGGGCAUUACAAAAUCAGAGGCAGACACAAGGCAAUGGUUGCUUGUUACCCGGGUAAUGGCACUGGGUAUGUGAAACACGUGGACAACCCGAACGCUGAUGGCCGUUGUGUUACCUGCAUUUACUACUUAAACAAAAACUGGAAUGCAAAGGAACAUGGAGGAGUUUUGCGAAUUUUCCCAGAGGGCAAGUCUUACAUAGCGGAUGUGGAGCCCAUCUUUGACCGGCUGCUGUUUUUCUGGUCAGACAGACGAAAUCCACAUGAAGUGCAGCCGUCUUAUUCCACAAGAUACGCCAUCACGGUGUGGUACUUUGAUGCCGAGGAGAGAGCCGAAGCGAAAAAGAAAUUCAGAGACUUGACAGCUUCUUCACAGGAGCCAAAUUUGACCGCAUGAUGCAAAGUGGGCAGCUGGGAAUCCCCCCCUGCGGACACCUCCUGUGCUCCAAAGAUGACCCAUCAGGAUGUUUGCUCUGAGAAAAGACUUUUUUUUUUUUUUGGGGGGGGGUUGGAAUCCUGACCCACUUGUUACUGAUGGAAUGCGGGGUGACAAGCAGAAUGCCAUCCGGGGGGGGGCCCCACCUACCAAGUUGCCAAAUGGGGGGGGGAGAGGCACCCCCUGUUGAGCACUUUAGGACUGCGUCCAUUCCACGUCCUUUCUUUUCAAAAACCUCUCGGCUUGGAGGGGUGCAUGGUGGGUUGGCAUCCCAAAGCGACCCCCGACCCCCCCCCCCCUUACCCUUUACUGGAGAUGGCAACAGCUUGACAUAUUUAUUUAAAAACAAAACACAACGGAGUUGACGUGGACGGACGGUUGUGGUCUUGUAGUGCAUUGGCUUUCCUAUCCAAUCCUGAUUGUUGACUUGAAAAAGACGGAAAUGACGAAGGGGAGCCUCUUUAUUGAGCAAGUGCCAUUGAGGACGUUGAGGUAAUGGUCUUGUUUUUACUAAAUUAUUUUCAAAGAAAAGACUAAAACAAUUUUGGAUCAGUUUUUUGUUUUCAAUUUGCAACGGUCGCAGCUGCGCUUCUUCGAAACUCCGCUCUGGGGAGAGCCUGCCGGGUUUUGGUGCUUAGUUUUGAAUUUCAAGGCCAGGCUUCCUGCUGCUGUUGUUCCAACUUGAAAUGUUCAUUUGGUGCGCCGGCCACUCCCUUGAAUCAUUUUGAGCCGACGAGAAAGACUCCCCAACAGUUUGUGGCUGGUGGCCAUUUUAUUUCCCAGAAUUCAUCACUCUUCCGUGACAUUUACUAGGAAAUUGCAACUCCUCCUGCCUUGGGCCCAGUGCUGCCAGGAUUGAACCCCUGGCUCCCCACGAACCCUCACUGAUCAGUAACAAAAAAAAGACGAAACCGUCCAUUUGUGGGCGGGGUCUCAUUAUAAUAUGCAAAAUACAGUUCAGUUCGAUACAAUGUUUCCCAGAAACCGUUGGGACAUCGAGAUUUAAGGUCAAUUUUAUACCUCAGUGUUUAGUCUGUCAAAAGCGCUAUUUGCCCUCCCGUUUCUGUACUUUUUGUUACGUUCACCGACAUUCAUACCGAUGUUGUCCGAUUAUUUCAUAUUUCUAUCUGAUUUGUAGCAUUUUGACAAGCGGGGAUGCCACAUGGGCAGUGAAACGGAGCUACUUGUGAUACUGUGGUUGUGUGGAGAAGCGUAUUGUUGGUUUGGCCAACUGCACCUUGUACGGCACAAAUCCGCACCCCCCCACAAGACCCACUCCCACCCAUGAUGGUGACAGUGGCAAUACUCCCAAGCGGGCACAUCUAGAAUCACACCACGGAAGGUGUGGUGAAGGAAGGAAGAAAUGUUAGGACACCAGGCCUCAGGUGGUCCCGUUUUAAUUCCUCAGUGCUGGUCUUGGUGGGGCUCCAGCUCUGGUGGUGAAGGUCCAACACCUCCCGCCGGAGACAUGCGGUUUGAGAGGAAUUUCCUUGGAAAGGGCGGAGUCAGCGGGUCUCUGUGGGUGUGUUUUUUUUGUAGCUGUGGGUGCAGAAAUGGGUGAUGAGGUUAGCAACAGCGCCCCCUCGUCCUUUGGGGUGGUACAACAGCCAUAGACCCACCAACAUGUCUGCGGUGUUAUAAAGGCCCCUCCAUUUGCUGCUUAUUAAGUUCUGCCUCAACACGACUUCUCCUUUCAGGACUCGUUUGUGUUUUACACUUCGAUUUUAUUAUGAGCAGGCCUAACCACUGAGCCACCCCUAUAUUCCUAAAUUUUUGAACCCCUUCACUGGUUGUUUGCAGGUCCCCCCACUCCUUUGUAGGUGUGGGCUUUCCUUGCACCUCCUCAUGUCUUAGACAAGAGACUCAUUCUGACCUGACAUUAGGCGGGCACUGGCCAGGACCGGUUUGAACCUCGUGCUGCCAGGAGAGGGUUUGUCCACCUACGGCACUGGAUAGUGUCACGCGAAUUUUUGUCACAUAAACCCUGCACCAGUUUGUGGAUCUCAUUUAGCAGCCAUAAAAAUAAGAAGAAAAGUAGACUCAGUACAAGUGGAGGCCAUCGAUGCCCCAAUGGAGAGGCCUACUGGCUCGACUUAAUGAGCACCGAGCACCUCUCGUUUCACUGCGCCAGGAUCCGCAGAAUGUAAAUUUCAGUGCGUGUGUUCCCGGUAGCCGAUAAAACGCAGAUACGUCUGAAGAGAAGGCCGGCCGAGGACACACGCGUGGGACGAUUCUCCAUCGCUGCCAGGCCGGGCACAUAUACACACCGCUGUGCUAUAAAUGGAAGGUGGCACAUAUCCUCCAGCGAUGGCGGUCUAUGUCCAGUCCAGUUUGGAGUAUAAAGGAAGUAGUGUGAAAAAGUAAGUGCACCCCGAGGCCAACAGUGGAUCUUCAUGCACACACAGAGGCUACCGAUGAAGAUGACCUGCUGCAGUAAAAACUUGAAGAAAAUUGGCUCUUUUUGCAAAAUAAAUGAGUGAAAACGCACGAGAUGUCAACAGUCUUCCCCAUGGCAGAGUCCACCCUCGGCCCUGGAAGCUGGUAUUGCCCCUUUAGUAGAAAUUUUCCCUUUGUGUCAUGUGAAGGGGGGGGUCGGAGGGUGUGAUGGACCACCAGCAAUUGCAAGCUGGUUGUGGGUUUUCUGUUGCGGGUCCUACCCGUUUUCAACAUUUUAAAGGGAUUCAGAUUGGGGCUUUGAGGUUGCCAGUCCAUGUCACUCCUCUCUGCGGGAUUCAGAUUGGGGCUUUGAGGUUGCCAGUCCAUGUCACUCCUCUCUGCGCCAUUCCUUGGUGGAUGUGCUGGUGGGCUUCAGAUCAUUUAUCAUGCUGAAAGGUCCUUUUGCAGUUUUCACUUCACAGUUUGAACCAAUGGCCCAAUGUUCUCCACAUGUAUGCCUUGGUAUGAUGGAGGACUCGUCAUUGACUCGAUGACUGCCUCGACCUUAAGUUUCACCCACCAAGCUUUACAGUUGCUGUGAGGUUCUUCUCCUGAACUGCUGUCAGACUGGUCUGCUUUUACUUUGGUCAAACCGUCUUUGAUUCCUCCGACCAGAGCCCAUUGUGCUAGAAGGCCUGGUCUUUGUGUAGAUGUCCUUGUCCUCGGCCCACACGGCCUGAAGGUCAGGUUGUUCCCAUCUCUUUCUGAUGGUACAGUAGAUGUGUGCACUUUGACACCAACUUUUGGAAGAGAUAACCAGCAGCUCCCACGAUGCCCUGUUGGGGGCUCUGGAAGACUUUUAGUAGCAGACGGUCAGCUCUUGGUCUCAACUUGCUGGGCCGCCCAGUCCUGCACAAAUUAGGAGUUGUUUGAAAUGCACGGCAGCUGUAGGCGAUUCUCCUUAUAACGGUGGACACGAUUGAUUUGGAGAUCCUCACCAGACUCCUAGGCAGCCACGGCCUUCUUUUUGAGGGUCUCAAGAAAGCUGUUUCGAUCUGGGCAACAAUGACGGUGCACACGUCACUAGCAUAGCGGACGCCAGACCCUCGGUAUUUAUAAGAGACGGUCAGGCGACAGUGUGGUCCACCUGCAGACGCCCCGAAGAUGUUCUGAUGAUUCUAAUUUGCUGGAUUUCAGAGGGUGAGAAAUGGUGUGGUGGGGGGGUUGGUGGGUGGUGUUGGACUUCCUUCUUCCCAGUGGCAAAUCCCCAUUUUCGUUCAUUUUAGGUUAAGAAUGACUGCACCAACGUGUUACUUGUUCAAGUGGGUCACCUCUGUGGAUGUUUGGAAGUCCUCCCCUUGCACGGGGUGCACUUACUUUUUCACACGAAUGUUGGCAAUUUCAGGUUGUCAUCGACGGAGGGUCCUUGUGGUUUUAUCACUCUUGAGGACUCUUGGCUUUCUUUACCGAAUGUGCCCCAAUCUCCCCUCCCCCCCAACUUCUCUGUCGUUGAGAAGUUUCUGGAAGUUCCCCGAUUUCCAUCCCAAGUUUUAUUACGCAUGAAUGAGAUUUUCAAUGGGAUUUCAGCGCGGUGGAUUCUUAUUAUGGCUGCUGAUUAGGCCAGCACACCGGAUGCUAAUCGGAGAGAGUAACAUUAAAAAGGAACGCAAAAUACACGAGAACGUGGAUAUCGAACACGCGGCUGGGGCACAGCGGGCAACACUGGGUGCAAGGCAGGAGUUCCCCCUCUGCCCAGGGCCACCAAUCCAUCCCAGAAAAGGGCAUCUUGUUACGUGGCCAGUAAGGGAAGAAGAAGCUGAAAUGGGUGACUGUGGCACGGCACUGGACACCUCGACACGCAGAUGAAGAAACUCGAGAGGUGUGGAGGUGGCAGUGGUGGCGCGACGCUCGCUUUUUGACUUUUUAUUUUUGUUUGGUAGCCAUGUUGACACAAUGGGUACAACGUAAAGCACAAAUUUUUAGGAACUUGCAAACAACGCGCCUCGGUACACAGCAGCUAAUCCUACAAAAUUGGCCUUCAGGCUGAGGCUCUCAAGGUCUUCCUCACCCCCUGUGUGUGUGUGUUCGUGUAUAAAGGUGGUGUUAAGAACUUGUGCAAUCUCAACGGUGAUGUUGGUGGGAUGUGACGGCCGGCGCACUCCUUCAUCAGACGGCUGUGACGUGCGCUGGUCUGUCGUGACUUGAAAAAAACCAAUUCUGCAUGUUAAGCGGGUCUUUGCUUGAUUGCCAGUUUGCUUGCUGGUCAGCAACUCUGGUUGAACUGAAUUAUAAAGUCUAAUGAUGUAAAACCAACACAAAACCUGUGGUGGCGAAGCGAAUCUCGUUUUGGAAAGACGACUUUGAGAAUGUAUCAUGGCAAUAAAGCGAAUAAAAAGCCCCUGUGCACGCAAGGGUAGACUUGUA
Erpetoichthys calabaricus (reedfish) is the source of this 5981-nucleotide messenger RNA. RefSeq names its product egl-9 family hypoxia-inducible factor 3 (gene egln3). Gene Ontology annotation, cellular component: cytoplasm; nucleus. The transcript has 5 exons. Gene Ontology annotation, biological process: cellular response to hypoxia; peptidyl-proline hydroxylation to 4-hydroxy-L-proline. Gene Ontology annotation, molecular function: L-ascorbic acid binding; ferrous iron binding; peptidyl-proline 4-dioxygenase activity. The coding region runs from base 219 to 1142 and encodes 307 amino acids. The record is from RefSeq and is a predicted model, not a curated record. Lineage: Eukaryota; Metazoa; Chordata; Cladistia; Polypteriformes; Polypteridae.